Pochonia chlamydosporia 170 is the source of this 3165-nucleotide messenger RNA. RefSeq names its product von Willebrand ring finger domain-containing protein. The transcript is spliced from 3 exons. NCBI's taxonomy places the organism in Eukaryota, Fungi, Ascomycota, Sordariomycetes, Hypocreales, Clavicipitaceae. Bases 1 to 3165 code for a protein of 1054 amino acids. The record is from RefSeq and is a predicted model, not a curated record.
AUGGCGAGCACCGCAGACAGAAGCCGCCUGCGGCGCGAAAGAACGUUUGUCGGGAGCGAGUGCGCCGUAUGCGAAGAACCUCUGGAGCACACCCUGCAGGGAGAGCGAAUACUUCAGUUUUCCUGCUCUCAUGUAUCCCACGAAGCCUGUUUUUACGAGUUUAUUCGCGAGUUUGACGGGCAGUACUGCCCAACUUGCGAAGCGCCACUGCAUCUUGACACCAGCCGAGGCGGCAAUGUCAUCGACAUCAGUUCGUCCUCCAAGAGAGCGAACGAUCUGGGGCUGGGUACUAACUCGGAGGCAGACAAAAUCAGUAAUAUUGUACGAACCGCAGGUAGCGAUACAAGAUCUGCUCAUACACCAACACCCACCUGGGACAACCAAACAGUGCGACCACCGAGCGUUGACAGCUCCCAGAGAAAACACCAUUCUCAGCAACCGAGCAGUACUGGGCGGGAGAGUGGGACUCGAGGCAGCCUUCGCGACAGUCGAGAGGCAACAUUAUCUGAUCGAUACAGCUCUUCCAGGCAUGCUCGAAGCGACAGCGAAGCUACCGGCGUAGCUUCAUCGGGUGGGUAUCCAGAAACGAUGCAAAGCACACCUUGGCGUCACGAUUAUGAUGUUCAGGCCAUGGAAACUACUCCCGGCAGCCCGCGUACAAUUUCUCGGAAUCCAAUUCCUUCCCCAAUUGUUACUGUUCGAUCCGAGUUUCCUACCAUCAACCGUUCUCGCCAACAGCAGACCCUCACUUGCUUGGUCACUGUUGAAGUUGCAGACAACAAAUGGCGGCCUGAUCCCGAGGACAUUGGCUCGUCUCCGCAUCAAGCACCACAAGUCACUGCCAAGAUUGAUGAAAUUGCUACACGCACUGUGACACCAGCGCCAAGCGCUCCGCGAUUCAUACCGUACGAGUCGCCAGAAGUUCUGGAGGAAAUGACAGAGAAUUUGCGAAAUCGGGUUGACAAUUGGCAUGGCUUGGACUUCGGCAGAUUUGGCCAACUGAGACUGUACGGCACGCUUCGAGUUGGCAAAGACAAGGUGUCCUGGCAAGAACUCGAAUGUUAUCUGUUUGCCGAGAUGCUCAUCUGUGUUAAGGAGAAGAAAUUGCCUCCACAAGCUAUUCCGCAGUGGGAUGAUAGUGGUACCUCUAGAAAGGCAAGUCGUUGUACUCUUAAAGGCAGCAUUCUCAUCAAGAAGCAUCUCAAUGAGGUGUCCGAAACUGGAUCCAUUGAUGAGAAUGUUCUGACCCUCAGCCUUUCCGUGGCUGAACUGCCACAAUUCCACCUACGGUUCGACAACAGAAACCAGCUCAAGCUCUGGAACCAAGCUCUCUUGGAUUUGAAUGCCGUCGAAAACUCACCCGUUCGAAGCCCUGACUUUGACCGGGGAGAGAUGUCGGAAACGGACGAGGAGGCUGAGUGGCAAAGAUCACGACCACAACGAGUCUCUUCAACCACGUCCUCCUGGGGUCCAAAAUCUGUCACCACUGCACCUACAGAGUACACCAAUUUUGCUGUCAAGACUCACCCAUAUUCUUCAAUUCAUGUUCCGAUAGAUGUGGUAGUGGUUGUACCAAUAUCUUCGUCCAUGCAAGGGGUGAAGAUCAACCUUGUUCGUGAUGCAUUGAAGUUCAUGGUCAACACGCUUGGGGAGCGAGAUCGUAUGGGGCUCGUCACUUUCGGUUCUGGCGGAGGCGGAGUGCCCAUUGUUGGUAUGACCACGAAAGCGUGGCCAGGUUGGACCAACAUCCUUUCCUCCAUCAAGCCUGUUGGCCAGAAGAGUCAUCGUGCGGACGUCGUCGAAGGCGCUAAUGUUGCAAUGGACCUGCUUAUGCAGCGCAAGCACAAUAACCCAAUUGCGACGAUUAUGCUCAUUAGCGAUGCGUCAACGGCAGAUGCUGACUCGGUUGAUUUUGUAGUGUCUCGUGCAGAGGCUGCGAAAAUAACCAUACAUUCCUUUGGAUUGGGCAUGACCCAUAAACCCGACACUAUGAUUGAAUUAUCUACGAAGACAAAGGCCUCCUACACCUACGUGAAGGACUGGAUGAUGCUACGGGAAUGUCUUGCAGGCUGCUUGGGAUCGAUGCAGGCUCUUUCUCAUCAAAAUGUCAAGCUCAAGCUCAAACUACCUGAAGGCUCGCCUGCUAAGUUUCACAAGAUCAGCGGAGCGCUGCAAAUGACAAAAAGAGCUAGCGGUCGUGACGCAGAAGCGUCCCUUGGUGACCUCAGAUUCGGCGACAAGCGCGAUAUUUUGGUCCAACUAGUCAUUAUGCCGGACAGUACGUCACAGGAGCAACUUCCACAGGACCCAUGGGACAACAUUGUGUCUGGACUGGAGGCACUGGGUGGUUCAGUCGAGAACGAUGCGGAGAGAGCAUUGUCCGUGGAAGAGGUGCCGCUGGUUCAGGCCGACUUGAGUUGGGGUGAUAUUCUCCGUGAAGGCACUCUUCAGCACAUGCCGCGACCAUCGCUUCUGGCGAUUACCAUGUUACCUCCAGCCUCGAGCCAGAAAAAAGCUUGGCAGAACUCACCUCCCAUCCCACCACAUCCGAGCAUCGUACAACGACGCAUGGAGCUUCUCACGUCGGAUAUGCUCACGAGAGCGCUGACAUUGGUGAGCCGAGGCCAGCAUGACCGCGCGCAUACUCUGUUGAGCGAAACAAGGUCCAUUCUGAAAGGUCUGGGCAAGGGUGGACUACCGCCCGUCCCGCCCCCAGGAAACAAGUCUAAUCCGUCAACGCCUCAUCCCGGUAAUGACUCGUCGCCUAUUCCAGCUGGAACCCCUGAUAGAAAGCGCAGCCCGUCUCCCACUUCUGCCACUUCAUCUGGUGGAAAUGGGUAUCCCGCAGCACAACUCGGCCGAAGCCGCUCUGCUGAUGGUCUUGGACUAGGCAGCGGCAUAGAUCCAGGUACAGUGGCUGCUUUGGAUGCUGAGCUGGAGAGCAGUCUGGAGUGGAUUAACCACCCAGCUGUGUUUGGACGCGAUAGUCGCAAAGCUGUCCUGCAGGCCAUUGGGGUUAUCAGCUCCCAGCGUGCAUUUACCUUCCGAACGCCAAUUGAAGGGCUCUGGUCUGGCCGCGUGAGUGGUAUCAAGCGCCUCGCUGACAAGAGCAGAGAGUGGCGAGAGGAGGGCGGAGGCGAAGGCGGCAUCAUGGAAGAAGCGUAG